GCAUGCAUUGAUCUGAAGGCUGCUGCCAUUUUCACUAUAGUCGCAGCUUGUGUUUUUUUGCUCCAUCAUCUGGGCAAGUGUGACCAUCCUUUGUUGUCUAAGCAGACAGACCCAAGCCACCUUCUGAGCAACUUGGAGGAGGUCAAGACCUCAGACGCCGACGGAAUCACGGGGGCUCCAGUCCCCGCGCCAGUAACUGAGGCCAACAAUGCCACAGCCCAAGUUGAGUUGAGUCCGCCAGUCCUUGUUGCUCAAACAGAUCCGCCUAUAGCGAUAACAGACUUCCCGCUCCUCCAUGUGUUCGAACCGCCAGUCGGCCCUCGGUGGAUGGGUCUCCCGCUGCCACUAUGUCCUCACGAGUCUUGCUACGGCCGCUGCGAUGAAAAGGGGAACUCGGCGGCGGACUAUAUUACAGCUCGUGGGUUGGACAGACGCGACAGGCCGCCCUCCUGCAUGUGUGACGCUCAGUGUCACGUGAUAGGCGACUGCUGCCGUGAUGCGUUCUCCGUGUGUCGAGGCGCCAAGUCGCCCUCCUUGGUUCUGCAGACGACAGUCUCGCCCCGCCUGCCCCCUCUCUGGGACUCCAGGCUUGGCCUACAGAACCACGCUCUUUUCUACAAUCUCUACGGAUCCUGUGUGGCCACAACCUUCAGGCUAGGCGCAGAGAUCGAGAAUCUUUGGAUGUGGCUGGUGUCCAGGUGUCCGGACAACUUCCAUGACGUCACCAUGGACAAUAUCAGGGGUCAGUGUGAGAACGGUCCCCAGCGAAAAGUUUUCUCUCACCCCGUGUCCAUCAAGUGGUCCCAAACUCUUCAUUUUAAGAACAUUUUCUGCGCCAUAUGCCAUGGGAUCAACUUUAGAGAUCUUAUGUUUUGGUCAGUGGAAGUCAACUGUCCUCUCCCAAUCAGCCCAGACAUGCCUUUCUCAGUCAAAGACUUCCUGGACAUCCUCGGCGGCUUUCGGGAUUGUCAAAACUAUCAAUUUCCUCGAAUUCCAGACUUCGCCAUCCCUAGACAUUGCAAGGCUGUUUCUCACCCCCGCCAUUGUUCUUUACAGGACCAUGACGUAAACAAUCUAAAUACGAUACCUAAUCCUCCGGAAGUAGAUAAUGACGCUUCAUUUGACGUGUACGCUCAUGCGCGGCAACUGUGUCACGCCUACAGCAGUAGGGUCAGCAUUGGCGGGCGAGGCUACGAAAACCCUCACUGCUUCAUCUGUAACAAUGGAAGUGUAGAAGACGUCCCGGAGCGCUAUCUCUGUGGGUUCCAAAUGUUUUCAGCCAUUCAUUUAGCCCCGCUGUUCAACCUCACCGCACUGUUGGACUUUGUCGAUGGAAACCUACAAGUGGAAACGGUUGGUGAUCCCCGCAAGCAUGUGCUGAGACCCUCAAACUACUGCGACAUAGACGACCCCAUCAACGUAUUUCUCUCAUCGUGUUUGCCCCGGACUUGUCUGCCGUGGGACAAGAAGGAGGUCUUUGCCAACUCGACGGAUCGGGAGAAACAGUGCGCCCUUAUAUCAUACCUAUACACCGGCCCGUCUCCCCUCGCCCUGUCCAAUACGACUUCACGAGGCCGCCCCGUCCUCUGGGUGGCCAUCACCUUCAGGAGCGUCAGCGUCAGCCUCGUGGACAUGUUCCAGAGACUCCAGGAGUCCUUCAGUCAUGUGACACAGCACUUCUCCACGGUGCGGCCUCCCUCUCCCGAGUUUUCCUCAAUGUGCAGCGAACACGGACAUGAUGUGGGAGAGGGUCACGUGACACUGAGGGUCGCUGUGACGCAAGAGGAGCAUUUGAGCACCACGAUGUACGCGUUGGCCGAAGCCACGAGCAGCAUGGAUCUGCCUCCUUUCUCCCAGGUACUUGGAAACUUUGAAGUCAGCAACUUCGUGUCGGAGCCAGACGUGUGUUCUGGGGACACUGUGGUGUUCCGGGACGUGCCGGUGGUAGAACUGUACUUGAAGACUUACGCCUUUGUUGAGGAGAUCAACUGCUACUUUGACGUAGAACAGGUCGGCUUCAGAGUGACCUAUGACCCUCGCAAUGAGGUCAGGACCUCCGUGAAGGCGAGCACUCUGGUGUUGUGUGUCACUGAGGAAAUGAUGGCAGCUUGCCCGGCCAUGGUGAUUGAAGGAAGGGAGAAUCCGUACGCCGAUGUCUCCUUCAUCAUCACACCAGACGUGCCUGUGAACGAGUUACCCCGCAUUCCACCAACGGUAAACGGACUCACAAAUAACACGAACGACACUCAGGGGGUGUCUGGUAACAUGCAGCGACCAGCCAACCGCCCAAUAAAUCAGCCCUUCUUGACAGUAAACGCUUUUACGAGUCUGAAACAAAUAUCUGCGAAGAAGAGCAAAGAAAUUCUGGAUUUCCACACGGUUUGUUUCUCAGCGUCGACCCUAGGGCUUGUGCUUUCCCUCGCGUGUGACGUCAGAGCUAACUGGGCUACGAUUGGCGCUCCCAUGUUGCGCUACGUCAACAAACUUGCCGUCUCACUCCUCAUGAUUCUCCAUCUUGUCGCCGUGAGAGGCAAUGACGUCGAGGCCGUUGCCAUGGGCGCUUCGUCUCACUUCCUGUGGGUCUUUUGGUCUCUGUCCUCAUUUACUUUAGCCCUCUCGCAGCAUAGAGUCCCCCACAUGACAGACAACAAGCGAGGGAGAUUUGGUGUCGUCAAAGUGGUCACCGCCCUUUUUCUCAUAUCCUUGUCUGUCGUCGUCGUCUGUCUCGCAGUCGAUUUGGAGGAAGAAUCUGACGAUCAGAUUGACUACUCACAUCUCUCAGAUCACGUGUUUUGGAUGAAAACCAAGAUGGCCGGCUAUACUGCUAUGAUAGGCCUCAAUGGUUUGGUACUUCUUGGGGCACUCGGUCUGUCAUUUGUGGCCUUCGUGAAAGGUUGGCGGUCUGCAGGGCUCCAACCGUCUGUGAAAAUCACAACCGACUACCCUAACCUUGGCAAUGGUUCAGUGGUAGCGCUUUCCACUGUCAUCACCCAAGGGUCGGAGAUCCGAGGUACAGAAAAGGGAAAAGAAGUGAAGGAAGACUUGAAAAACGGAUCUAGUAUCGGUCACGACAAAAAAUCGACCUACGUUGCAGAGAACAUGUACUCGACUCUGGACUAA
This is a messenger RNA of Aplysia californica (California sea hare), 3120 nucleotides long. RefSeq lists its product as uncharacterized. The annotation marks the transcript as partial. The record is from RefSeq and is a predicted model, not a curated record. The transcript is spliced from 5 exons. Lineage: Eukaryota; Metazoa; Mollusca; Gastropoda; Aplysiida; Aplysiidae.